GUUGGCUUUGCUGCUAACACACGUGUGGUCGAGAACCAACGAGCGAUAAAAAAAAAGGCCAGACUCAGCCGCUCAAACAGCGCACGCCGCCCGGCGCCAGCUGAACGGCAUGCUGCGUCUGCACGCCGGCGCCAGCACCGUUGCUUGCGCUCCCGCCACGCCGCUGCCGCGCCAGGUCACGCCCCGGCGGGCAGCGCGCGGGCGCCGUCUCGGGCCGUGCAGCGCGAAGAAGAAGAAGAAUGCAGCGAGCGAGGACGAGGACGAGGACGACCGGCGGGCGGGAGGCGGCGGCGUGCUCUCCAGGACCGUGCUGCUGCGGGCCGGCGUCGCGCUCUUCGCCCUCGGCUUCGUCGACGCCGGGUACAGCGGCGACUGGUCUCGCAUCGGCGCCAUCUCCAAGGACACCGAGGAGCUGCUCAAGCUGGGCGCCUACGCCGUCGUGCCGCUCUCUAUGGCCCUCGUGUUUUCGUUAUCCGAAGAUCACAGCGACCGUAAACCUUAGGAUUUGAGAAAAGCGAAGAGUGUUGGAUCGUUUUUCGUGUUCCGGAAUAUGCAGCUACAUCGAUGUAUAAUACUACAAGUCAGGUUUACCAGUUUCUUUUCUCUGAAGAUAAAAAACGAAUAAGAACUUCAGUAUCAUUGUCAA
This is a messenger RNA of Sorghum bicolor (sorghum), 646 nucleotides long. RefSeq lists its product as uncharacterized. NCBI's taxonomy places the organism in Eukaryota, Viridiplantae, Streptophyta, Magnoliopsida, Poales, Poaceae. The record is from RefSeq and is a predicted model, not a curated record. Bases 110 to 502 code for a protein of 130 amino acids. The transcript is spliced from 2 exons.